Molecule: messenger RNA, 372 nt
Organism: Talaromyces marneffei
Lineage: Eukaryota; Fungi; Ascomycota; Eurotiomycetes; Eurotiales; Trichocomaceae
Exons: 3
Coding region: 1-372 (123 amino acids)
Source: RefSeq, a predicted model, not a curated record
AUGAAGCUCGAUAUCAACACUCUAUCUCGCUCUGAAGUAAACGCAGCGUUUGAUGUUUACAAUCUUCACAAUAGAAAAAAUGCCUCAGUACGCUGUAAAUUUUGCAGAAGUAAGGCAUUUUGUGCGAAUAUUUCCCGCCAACGAUCGCAUCUCAAGCAAUGCCAUCACUUCCUCAUGAACGCUCGCAAGAUGGCCCAAAAGCCUCAAAAUAAGGAUAUUCUAGUAACCCCAGCGUCAUCUAGUCAGCAAACAAUCGACUUCGCAGUGGCUCAUAAAGAGCAGAUCAACUCGCUGCUUGGAAUGAUGAUAUUCGCAGUAUCCUAUCCCUUCACGCAGCAAGCUGACAGACUCAAUUCUGUCAACUUGUUAUAA